AUGUGCUUCAUACGCAUCAACCCCUCUACCGCCCCUCUCAACCCACCAGGCGCAGCCCCAACCCUAACGACCAUCUACGACGAAGCCGCCGCCACCAUUCAAACCUCCUCCGCGACCACAUCCCCGUCAAAUUCCCUCUCCAAGGAACCACCCACACCCAAGCAGAACUCCAAGCGCCGAAAGAAAUCAAAUCCGUUCCGUAUAAAGGCCGCGAAAGAGGGUGUGGUAGGCACGGGGAAGGAGAAGAGGAGGACACAGACCAUAGCGGAUAGUUUGGAUCUCGGCGGCGAUCUGCAGAUGGAUGCGGAGAAUGGUGGGAGCAGGGUGGGGGGUGAGGGCGGUGAGACAUUAGUUAGGAGGAAAACCGUCGCGACGGAGAUAGGGUUGGGAUCGGUCCCCUGA
Letharia columbiana is the source of this 402-nucleotide messenger RNA. RefSeq lists its product as uncharacterized. The transcript is spliced from 3 exons. Bases 1 to 402 code for a protein of 133 amino acids. NCBI's taxonomy places the organism in Eukaryota, Fungi, Ascomycota, Lecanoromycetes, Lecanorales, Parmeliaceae. The record is from RefSeq and is a predicted model, not a curated record.